Dreissena polymorpha is the source of this 1239-nucleotide messenger RNA. Its product is annotated as acyl-CoA-binding protein-like. The record is from RefSeq and is a predicted model, not a curated record. Lineage: Eukaryota; Metazoa; Mollusca; Bivalvia; Myida; Dreissenidae. Gene Ontology annotation, biological process: fatty acid metabolic process. Gene Ontology annotation, molecular function: fatty-acyl-CoA binding. The transcript is spliced from 5 exons. Bases 165 to 422 code for a protein of 85 amino acids.
UCAAAUUCAAGGACGAUUGAUAGUCGAUGUAUCACGAGUGUAGCCAAAUUUGUAGAGUUGUGUCGAUCACGGAGCGUAGAUCUAUAUUGACUCAUCUAGAGUCCGUGUGUGGAUCGAGAUCCAGAAUAAGCUAAUUGUGGCUGUGAAACCUAUCACGACAAACCAUGUCUGCGGCCUUCAACAAAGCUGCUGAAGAUGUAAAGGGUUUAAAAACACAGCCAGCAGAUGCAGAAAUGCUGGAAAUCUAUGCCUUGUACAAGCAAGUCACAGUUGGGGACAUCAAUACUGCCCGCCCUGGCAUGUUGGACUUCAAGGGAAAGGCCAAAUGGGAUGCCUGGAGUGGAAAGAAAGGCAUGUCAAAGCAGGAUGCAGAGAAAAGUUACAUUGACCUGGUAGAUCGACUGAAGCAGCAGUACAAUUAAUAGACCUGCCUGCUUUGUUCAGAUAAAUGAUCAACGUUUAAGAAUUUCAUACUUUUAUACUAAGUAUUAAUUUACUGUGUUCUAAUUCUUAUAUGUAAAAUAUUCAAUAUAAUAUGUUCAACUUUACUUUACUGAAACUGUUGUUCUAUUCUCUUUUAAUCUUAACAUGUUUUUAAGUUUCUUUCAUGUUUACACUUCAAGGUUAUUUACAAUGUUUAUUGUACAAUUGUCAUAUUUGUUUUUGAACAAUGGGCAUUUGUGUUUUUACUCUUUAGUUUAAAAGGAAAUCCAUUUUAUGGCUUGAACAAAAAUCCAUGUGGCAAAGUCAAUUUCUUAUAUCAUGAAAAGUUAUUGCUUGUAUUUUCAUUUGGCUAUUAAUUUUACCUUAACAUGAAUCGUAUUGUGAAAACAAUAUAAAUAUAUUCCAUUUAAAUCUUUACAAACAAACAGAAUAUAUAUAUAUAUAUUGAUAUCACAUGGUGAUUGGGCACAUCAUGUUUUUGUGACAUAUGCUCUGGGAUUUUUCUGUUAUUAUAUACAUGUAUUUUCUUCCAGCUGUGUUAUUUAUAAAUGAAAUGUGUAACUGGUAAUUAUUACAUAAAAAUUUGCUUUAAUUCAAUUGUGUUACAAUUUUAAAAUUCUAUGAUUUCCACUUGAAACCUGUUAUUUUGGUUUGCAUGUACCACACAACAAAAUUGUAUAUUUGCAACAUUCUUUAAUCAUAGGAAUGUUAUUUGUCAAUACUACAUUGCUCAGAAUUAGAUUUACUUUAUUGUAUUGUUUUUUCAAACAUUCUGAAAUAAAUUAAAGUCUUUUU